This is a messenger RNA of Larimichthys crocea (large yellow croaker), 1100 nucleotides long. RefSeq lists its product as uncharacterized. The transcript is spliced from 6 exons. The coding region runs from base 279 to 1100 and encodes 273 amino acids. The record is from RefSeq and is a predicted model, not a curated record. Lineage: Eukaryota; Metazoa; Chordata; Actinopteri; Sciaenidae.
UGGCUGUUUGUACGUCUACAAGAAAUUCAGAGAGACGAAAAUCUAAAACAGACUAAGAGUCGCUGUGAGGAAGUGACAUCACAGUAACCACAGGAAGUAGACGCAGCAGCUCUCUACUAAAGCACGACUUUAGACAGUCCAGAGACAGAAGAAGAAGAGAGACAGAGAGUCACCAUGGUCGACUCAAAUGGAUUCUUAUAGCGCUGCUUCAGUUUACAGCAGCUUCCAGACUGUGACAGUUAACAGCCGAGAAGAGACAGAAGACGGACUGAAGCACGAUGGUUGAUUUCUGGGUUGUGUCUUCAUUUCUGAUUCUGCUGCUUCACUCUACAGCAGCAGUGACUGGACAAUCUAUUCUCCGUGUUGCUGUCAGAGUUGGAGAUGAAGUCACUUUGCCUUGUAAAAAUGUGACUGGUAAUCAGGACAAAUGUAAACGUACUUGGCUCUUCGUUGCUCCAAAAAGCAGCGAAACAGUAGAGCUGAUUAAAGAUGGGCAGAUUUCUAAAAGAGCCAAAUCUAAAUCAGACAGACUGAGUGUUACACAGAACUGUUCUCUGGUUAUAAAGAAGGUCACAGAUGAGGAUGUUGGUCAGUACACCUGCAGACAGGAUGGAUCAGGACGUGGAGACAGUCGGGUUGAUCUGUCUGUUGUUUUCAUGACUGAACACGAGAACAAUGAUGAGGUGACGUUGUCCUGCUCUGUGUCGGAACAUGAAUGGUGUUAUCACAGAGUGGAGUGGCUGUAUGAGGGUAAAGUUAAAGACAAGACAUCACAUAGUAUUUGCUCAGUUAAUGUGACCUAUGAGAAGCAGGAGUCAAAGAAGUACAAGUCACUUAACUGUGAAGUGAGUGAUCUUUACAAUGGACAAGAGCAGCAGUUUCCCUUCAGCCGUCAGACCUCAGGUGAGAAACCAGGUGAUGCAGCAACAACGGCAACAACAACAAGACCAGCAACAAUGGCAACAACAACAAGACCAGCAACAAGACCAGCAACAACGGCAACAACAACAAGACCAGCAAACAAUGGCAACAACAACAAGACCAGCAACAACGGCAACAACAACACAAGGUGGCUGAUGAUGAAGAUGAUGGUGCAGUGA